Molecule: messenger RNA, 1608 nt
Organism: Cladophialophora psammophila CBS 110553
Lineage: Eukaryota; Fungi; Ascomycota; Eurotiomycetes; Chaetothyriales; Herpotrichiellaceae
Exons: 1
Coding region: 1-1608 (535 amino acids)
Biological process (GO): DNA-templated DNA replication; rRNA processing
Cellular component (GO): nuclear pre-replicative complex
Molecular function (GO): protein binding
Source: RefSeq, a predicted model, not a curated record
AUGCUCACAGAAAGCUUCAUUGCAGCGACAUUGACUGCAAAUAAACCCGUUGCGCAUGCCAGUGCUGCCUUGAAAGAUGUAGGCAUUUUCCUUCACGAGUUUCAACCUCAACGCACCUUUCGCAAGGGUUUCAAGAAAAGUUCCAGUCAACCAGGCUGUGUGGCAAUCAGUGACUCACACAUCUUUGCGGCCCAAGCGGAUAAAGCUGUGGUAAAUGUUUAUAGUCAAGAAAGGGGCAAUCAAGAAGCGACGGUUCCAUUUCCCGAGCGGAUAUCCGGUCUUGCCUAUGCUCACGGGGCGGAGGUCUUGGUUCUAGGGACCGAAGGAGGGAAACUGAUUCUCUGGGAAGUUGCAACUGGCAGAGUAACAAACUCAGCGGCCUCUCAUCUUCAAGCUGUGUCGUGUCUCUGCAUCACUCCCAGGAACGAAUACAUCAUUUCUGGCUCUGCCGACUCGAGUAUUCAUGUUUGGUCACUAGCAAAACUGGUCGCUUUCGCGCCAUCCUCAGAUAGCUAUGCAAAUCGCGGUGCCCCAAAUGCUCCUGUCAAGACCUUUUCCAGACAUCGAACGGCCAUCAGCGCGUUGACAUGUGGCCACUCUAGCAUCACCACGAAUUUUGCAAUAUCAGCCUCCAGCGACGGCACUUGCUAUAUCUGGCAUAUCGAAACAUGUCAAGUCUUGCGGACUCUAUUGUUACCCUCUCAUGCUGUUUCAAUCGCACUUGACCCCGCAGAUAGAGCCAUCUAUUUUGGAUGCAAUGAUGGGAGAAUCCAGUCCUGGGACGUCUUUCAACAAUCACCAACAUCCAGCAUUCCACUAUCCGGCCCGUCAGUCUUGCCGGCCAUCCAGCUUUUAGAUAAGGACGGUUGGAAAGAACCGCUCGCCGAGGUCGGAACAGCGAAUUGUGUCACACUAUCUUAUGACGGGACAUCUCUCCUUUCGGGCCACCGGAAUGGAGCCAUCAUCCGCUGGGAUGUUGCUAAGCAUCGAAUUCUACAAGUGAUGACGAAUUUUGGCCAACCAGUUACCAAUAUCGAGAUGCUCAAGCCUGAAGGUUUUCCACGCAUGAAAAGACCAGGAUACAUUAUCCCAACGGUUGUUAAACCCAAUCUCGAAUUGGCCUCGAUAGAGGAUAACGGUACCUGUGGCGUCCCCGCGAAGUACAAUCUCCAUAUCAUGAUCACUGCGCCAAGAAGCCUAUCCGAAGAAGAUGAGUUUGAAAAAGCUCUUACCGGCUCCGGAUUCCCACAAUCCCUGCUCGACUCAGCCAUCCGCUCUCUGGAAACGGGUAACACCGCAACCCAAUCCCCGGUCACAACAGAUGUCGCCGAGACAUCCAAAGCCGAAAGACUAGAAGAGGAGGUCUCCAAAUUGAAGCAGCAACUCACCAUCCUGCACAACCUAGAAGAAAAGCGAAGAGGCGGGAAGCUUACGAGAAUGGGCAAGCGAGACGAAUUAGCGUUGAAGAAGAGAGAAGCCUAUUUCGAGGCAAAAAGCAAAGGAAAGGACGGGGAUGCGGCGAUGAAAAAGUGGGAGAAGAAGGAGGCGGAGCUUGAUCGGGAGAGUGAGGAGGAAGAUCUCGAGGGGGACGAAAUGGAUGUUGGUUGA